GCGAGAAAAUCAUCAAAUAAAUAAAGCAUGCACGCUCUGGUGAACGCCUUCUUGCGUUGCCUCUCCUUCCUACUUCCCCCCUCCUGGCUUUGUGUCAGCCUGUGCUCGUGGGCCAGUGAGUGCGAAGAGACGCCGACACGGCCCAAUCCCAGAGCUCGCUUCCGAGCUACAAAGCCGCUUACAUAUGAGGAAGUAGCUGCAGUAGCCGCGGCGGUACACGGUGGUGGUGGUGCUACGGCUGCCGCCUCCUCCUCCUCCCCUUCCAGUCAGUCGGCCUCUCCCGCUUCAGGCUGCGUCUCGCCGGCUCCGCAGGCCGCUCCGAUCCGGAUCGAGGUCGCGCGGCAAGCCGUGGAGCGCGUCUGGGGAGCUUCGCGCCAGAGUAGCCGUCGAGCGGCGUCGCCUCCCGCCCGCCGCCUACUCGACUCUUCCGCCACCGACUCCGGGGAGAAGAUGAGCGCGGCGGCGAGCCCGUGUUCCCCGGACUCGUCCGAGGAGGUCAUCACGGUGGACCACCGGCUUUCCCAGGAGAUGGGCACGGUUACCAUUACGGUGGCUAUCCAGGCGGCCGAGGACGAAGAGCCGGAGGAAUUCUCUCCCGGGAACGUCGACUUUAUCGGCGGCAGCUGCAGCGAGGAUGAAUUCGGCAGGCAUGACAAGUCGAGUGGUGCCGGUACCAGCGGCGGGGAGCUGGAGGAGGAGAGCUGGCAGCCCCCCGAUCCGGAACUCAUUCAAAAGCUGGUGACUCAGAUCGAAUACUACCUGUCUGAUGAAAACCUGGAGCACGACGCCUUCCUGCUCAAGCACGUGCGGCGCAACAAACUGGGCUUUGUCAGCGUCAAGCUUCUGACCUCCUUCAAAAAAGUGAAGCACUUGACCCGCGAUUGGAGAACAACCGCUUUCGCUCUGAGGCAAUCCAAGCUACUGGAGCUCAACGACGAGGGCCGGAAGGUGCGGCGCAAGUCUGCCGUGCCCGUCUUUGCCAGCGAGUCGCUCCCCAGCCGCAUGCUGCUGCUGAGCGAGCUGCAACGCUGGCCCGAGCUCGCCCGGCUCACCGAGAAUGGAAGCGGGGGAGGCGAGAGCGGCGCCGCUCAGCAGGAGCAGCUGAUGAAGCUGCUGCUCAAAGCCUUCGGAACAUACGGCGCCAUCGCUUCGGUCCGCGUCCUCAAGCCCGGCAAGGACCUUCCGGCCGACCUGAAGAGGCUGAGCGGUCGUUACACUCAGUUGGGCACCGAGGAGUGCGCCAUCGUGGAAUUCGAGGAGGUGGAGGCGGCCGUUAAAGCCAACGAGACGGUGGGCUGCGAGGACGCCGCGAGCGGCUCGCCGGGCCUCAAAGUAGUCCUGAUCGGCACCAAACCCCCUAAAAAGAAAGUCCAAAAGGAGCGACCCGGUGAGGAAGCGCCCCCAACGGGGAUGCGGAAGAGUCGCUCGCUUAACAGCCGAGUCCGAGAGCUCCAAUACCACGCAGACGACUCGGCUUGCAGCUCCUCGGACACGGAGAGCACGCCCACUUCGCCCAGGCCGGCCCGCAAGUCUCAGUCCUGCAACAAGCUCAGCCCGACGGCAGCGGGUGUAGCCUUUCAGAACAAUCACCUGUCACCCCGCAACAGUCCGUGGUCCAGCCCCCGCGCCAGUCCUUGCGCUCAACGCAAAACCCCCCACUCCCACAAAUCGCCGUUAGCCGCCCAGGGCCGGCUGAGCCCCGAACACGGGCGGCGCUGGGCCGACUACUCGUCCGACAGCAGCCUGACGCCGUCGGGCAGCCCGUGGGUACAGAGGCGCAAGCAGGUGGCCUCGCAGGAGAGCAGCCCGGUGGGGAGCCCCAUGCUGGGCCGCAAGAUCCAGAACGCGGACGGCUUACCCCCGGGCGUCACCAGGCUACCGCGGGGACCCGACGGAACUCGCGGGUUCCACUGCGGCGCGCUGGCCGAGAGGGGCAAAAGUGCCGCCACCCAGACUUGA
Nerophis lumbriciformis (worm pipefish) is the source of this 1959-nucleotide messenger RNA. Lineage: Eukaryota; Metazoa; Chordata; Actinopteri; Syngnathiformes; Syngnathidae. The record is from RefSeq and is a predicted model, not a curated record.